GAGGGAUAUAUCAGACCCUUUGCCCUUUUUAGUUAACAGUUAUAAAUCUGGUUAUUUCUGAUAUUUUUCCCUCGAUUCUAAGAGAGCUAAACUUUAAAUUUUUUAUAAACUUGGUAUAUUUCUUAAAUCGGGGUCCUAAAAAAGACUGUUUGUGUACUUCGCCCCCAUAGAAGUUUAAAGUACCUUUAUUGCCAUAGCUAGACCGGAAUUCUGAAGUAUAUUUUAGGGUCAUUUGAAGGAUUGGCCCCCAUUUUCGGUAAGGUUUUGCCUGCCUCCAUCUUCAAACAACAGAGAACGUAAUCAGCUUAGCUGCAGUUACACAACUCAAAACAUUAAUUCUUCGAGUUUCCUUAAUUGGACUAAAAUGAACAACAAGGAAUCAGAGGUAUACCUACCUGAAGUUGGAAGCUCAAAUCAGUUAGAGACUAACAAUUCAAGUUACGUUUCUCAUGUCAAGAAGCUACUACAUCGACGAAUGCUGGUUGGUAUAAGUGAUGGGAGGUUCUUUCUUGGUACGUUUUAUUGUAUUGAUAAGCAAGGAAACAUAAUUCUUCAAGAUGCAGUUGAGUACCGGAGCACCCGAAGAUCUGCUCCUUCCCCGAUGGAACAACGACUUCUUGGUCUCAUUUUAAUCCCUUCCUCAUGUCGGAAAACAUGUCAUGUGGAUUGUUCUAUUGACGAACAGCUGUCCCUAAUGUCGCUUGGGGAGCAAAUUUCAUAAUUAGUUGUGGCGAUAAACUUUAUAAAAGUUGAUCCAAUGAUGAAUAUCUUCCCCGUUUGAUUUAAUCUGACAAUUCAUUAUGUAGUUUUCAAGUAUUAACUUUGCUGAUGUUAUAUUAUCAUGUGUUUUUGUUCUCAGCUAGAAAGAUGCUGUUUUGUUCUCUCCCUUAUUGGGGUUGCAAAGGAUUGGUUGGUUCAUGUUG
Messenger RNA from Nicotiana tabacum (common tobacco), 923 nucleotides. Lineage: Eukaryota; Viridiplantae; Streptophyta; Magnoliopsida; Solanales; Solanaceae. The record is from RefSeq and is a predicted model, not a curated record.